Molecule: messenger RNA, 1807 nt
Organism: Eurytemora carolleeae
Lineage: Eukaryota; Metazoa; Arthropoda; Copepoda; Calanoida; Temoridae
Gene: Amun
Product: neurofilament medium polypeptide
Exons: 6
Coding region: 70-1410 (446 amino acids)
Source: RefSeq, a predicted model, not a curated record
GGUACCGUGCCGGUACACAGCCCGCACACAUCAGGAUUUCCAGUAGAACGCCUAACCUCACUCAGAAUCAUGGCGUCUAAAACUUGUGUCUUUUUUGAAACGGGAACUAAUGCUCAAUUUGAGUAUGUAUUGAAACAAUAUCCUGAAGCAAUUAAAGCCAAAGCUCACAACAAAAGUUCUAAGCCGGAGACAUUGCUAAAGCUGGAUAAUUGGUAUCAGAAUGAGCUUCCUAAAAAGAUGAAGUCCCGAGGAAAGGAACUAUAUCUCACACACGACGAGAUAGUUAUGACCAUCAAAUGGAAACUAGCGAGAGGCAUUUUCCGCCCCAGAUUGAAGGAUCUUGUCCAGAUGAACACACCUAGGGUAGUUAUGCAGGAAACUAAGAAAGCGUUUAGGAAUCUCUUCAAGAAGAAGGAUAUUGAGUCUGCCGUAGCUGCCCUUAGCAACUUGAAGGGUGUCGGCCCUGCCAUGGCCUCAGCUGUUCUGGCUGCUGGUGCCCCUGAAAUUGCUCCGUUUAUGGCUGAUGAAUGUUUACUGUCUAUGCCUGAUAUUGAAGGGAUUGAUUACACCAUGAAGGAAUAUAUAAAGCUGGUUGAGAAAACAAAGGAGUGUGUCGAGAGAUUGAAUUCUCAAGGAGGCACCUGGACUCCUCACACUGUUGAGCUUGCUAUCUGGACCCACUAUAUAGCCCGCGAUAUUAAACCCGAGCUUCUGGAUGAUAUGCCAGGUGUGGACGCUAAUAAAUCCCCGAACAAGUAUAGCGGGUCUCCCGUCAACGGAGAAAAUGAGGAGGAGGAGAAGGUGAACGGAGAGAAGGAGGGGGAAAGUUCGGGUUCAGAGAAACAAGAUGAGGAUUCAUGCGACAGUGUACUCGAGCAGAAUGGACAAGAAAAUCAGAAAAAUGGAGCUUCCACAGAAUCAAAUGAAGCUUCUGCAGAACUAAAUGGAGCUUCGGAAGCCCAUACUUCUUCAGAGAAUGGAUCUAAGGAAACAGAAAACAAUGUUACAGAUGAGAAACCCGUCAAUGGUUCAACUGAAUCAACCAAGAACGGUUCCGAGGAAGCAGAGAUAAACUCGGCGGUAUUGACUGAGACUGAAACAGCGGUGCCCGCCGAGAAAAUUACUCCAGCGCCUGUUGAAAAAAGUACACCGGCACCCGUUGAGAAGAGUGCACCAGCGCCCGUUGAAAACGGCACUGCUACCCCGGCCGAGAAUGGAACGUCGUCUCCAGUUGAAAAUGGAUCCGCCCAUAACGGCGUGGAAGCAAAUGGAGAUUCAACCAAAGAGGAGACUGUAAAACCUUCCUGCGAUAAACGCCCUCUGGAAGAGGAGUCCCACGAGUCUGAACCUAAACGACUGAAGGACGACAUGGGCGUUCCCCCGCCCCCGAUCCCUGCAGGAGGGGAUUAGACACGCCUUCCUCGGCCCUCCCUCCUGGCAAUCAGUUUGAAAAAUCAUCGCGCUAUCAACCGAAAAAUGCCCCAGUUUACCGCUUUAAAAUCCGGGGUUUCGACCAAAUCGAAGAUUUUUGCGGAAAUUGUGGUGAUUUCUUCGGUUUUAUCUCAUAUUUAACCGGAUAUAAGUUCAUCCGAAAAUUUCAUAGAUCAUAAGUUAAAUGACUUUUUUUGUACAUUUUCAUUUUGAAUAAGACCCGACAAAAUUGGAGCUAAGUUCCUGCUCGUGAACGAAUAUUAUUCUGUAGGUGAACAUCUAAUCAACAUGAACUAGGAUCUCCUCUACUAUUUAACACGUGUAAAACUGAAUCAUCAUUGCUUUUUGAUAAUAAAGUGAAGCAUUUAAUUUUAAA